AUGGAUAAACUGUAGGCAAUUGAUAUGCUUUUUUUCAUUACGAUUGCUUUUUUUGGGAAGAAGUUCAAAACAAUGAAUUUAAAGAAAAGGGGGAUAUUUAAAACCAAAGACAAUUAAACAUUUUAAGGGAUUUGGGAUGAAAGAAAAUUAAAAUAUGGCAUUAUAUAAACGUUAUUAUUACUAAUAAUUUAAUAGAUAACUUAUAAAUAUGUGGAAUAAUUUAAGGAUGGUUUAAGGGAUGGAUUAGGAGAAUGUCAUUAUUCUGAUGGUACAAUCAUUAAAGGGAAUUGGAAAUAAGAUAAUCUUAAUGAUUUAUGUCAAAUCCAAUUUACUGAUAAUACUGUUUUUAGUGGAUAUUUUUAUAAGAAAUGA
This is a messenger RNA of Paramecium primaurelia, 372 nucleotides long. The record is from the annotation of a GenBank genome assembly. Lineage: Eukaryota; Ciliophora; Oligohymenophorea; Peniculida; Parameciidae.